Messenger RNA from Pseudonaja textilis, 2004 nucleotides. NCBI's taxonomy places the organism in Eukaryota, Metazoa, Chordata, Lepidosauria, Squamata, Elapidae. The record is from RefSeq and is a predicted model, not a curated record.
CUCUGCAGGGGAGGGGACCCGUAUCGCCUCUAUAACUUGGACGUCUUCCAGUAUGAGCUCUACAACCCGAUGGCGCUCUAUGGAUCCGUCCCUGUGUUGUUGGCUCACAGCGCCCAACGCACCCUUGGCCUGUUUUGGCUGAACGCAGCCGAGACCUGGGUGGACAUCACCUCCAACAGAGCUGGCAAGACCAUGUUUGGGAAGAUGCUAGAUUACAUACAAGGCGGAGGAGAAACGCCCCAAACAGACGUUCGCUGGAUGUCGGAGAGCGGAAUCAUAGACGUGUUCCUUCUGCUGGGACCUUCACCUGCGGACAUUUUCAAGCAGUAUGCAUCCCUCACAGGCACCCAGGCUCUGCCUCCGCUCUUCGCCCUGUCCUAUCACCAGAGCCGCUGGAACUACAACGAUGAGGAAGAUGUCACCGCGGUGGACAACGGCUUCGACGAGCACGACAUCCCCUACGACGUCAUCUGGCUGGACAUCGAGCACACCGACGGCAAGCGCUACUUCACCUGGGAUGCCAACAAGUUCCCCCACCCCCAGGAGAUGCUUCAGCGGCUGGCAGCUAAGAGGAGGAAGAUGGUGAGCAUUGUAGACCCGCACAUCAAAGUUGACACCGGCUACCGAAUCCACAAUGACAUUCGCUCCCGGGGCCUUUACAUCAAGACCAAGGACGGGAAUGACUAUGAAGGCUGGUGCUGGCCAGGUUCAGCAGGCUAUCCGGAUUUCACCAACCCUCAGAUGCGUUCCUGGUGGUCCAGCAUGUUCGCUUACGACCAAUACGAGGGCUCCACGGAGAAUCUCUACACCUGGAACGACAUGAACGAGCCUUCGGUCUUCAACGGUCCCGAGGUGACGAUGCACAAGGACGCCAUCCACCAAGGGGGCUGGGAGCACCGCGACGUGCACAACCUGUACGGCUUUUACGUGCAAAUGGCCACCGCGGAGGGCCAGGUGCAGCGGUCUGGCGGCCUGGAGCGGCCCUUCGUCUUGACCCGAAGCUUCUUUGCGGGUUCACAACGUUACGGGGCUGUAUGGACCGGCGACAAUGCAGCUGAGUGGGACCACCUAAAAAUCUCCAUCCCCAUGUGCCUGAGCCUGGGUUUAGUGGGCAUCUCUUUCUGUGGAGCUGACGUGGGCGGCUUCUUCAAAAACCCGGAGCCCGAAUUGCUGGUGCGCUGGUACCAAGCCGGAGCCUAUCAGCCCUUCUUCCGGGCACACGCCCACGUGGACACCACCCGCCGGGAACCCUGGCUCUUCGGGGACGAGAACAAAGCUCUGAUCCGAGAGGCUGUGCGCGAGCGUUACGCUCUGCUCCCCUUCUGGUAUACCCUCUUCUAUCAGUCUUACCGGACUGGCCAGCCUGUCAUGAGACCGCUGUGGGUUGAAUAUCCCCAAGAUCCCACCUUGUACCCCAUUGAUGAUGAGUAUCUGCUUGGCGAUGCACUGUUAGUUCAUCCAGUAACUGCCCAAGGAGCUCGGGGUGUACAGGUGUAUUUACCUGGCAAAGGAGAAGUUUGGUACGACGUCCACACCCACCAGAAACUCCACGCCCCACAGACAUUUUAUUUGCCAGUCACUAUGAGCAGCAUUCCCGUCUACCAGCGUGGGGGCAGCAUCGUGGCUCGGAAGGAGCGGGUCCGGCGUUCUUCAGACUGCAUGCAGGACGAUCCGUACACGCUCUACGUGGCUUUGGGCCCUCAGGGAACCGCCCAAGGGGAACUUUUCAUUGAUGACGGACACACGUAUAAUUUUGAGACGAAAGGAGAAUACCUGCACCGCCUCUUCCGUUUCUCUGGCAACGUCCUGACAGCCAGCUCGGCAGAUCCGAAAGGCAGUUUUGAAACCCCGGCCUGGAUCGAACGAGUGGUCAUUCUCGGUGCGGGCAAGCCAGGGGCAGUCUUCCUCAAACAACAAGGUGAGUCGGUGGGAAGGCCAAAAUUACACCAUGUUUCCUGUUUGGGAUUGAAAUAGCAAGUGAUUCCCUUCCCUGGAUAGCAGCUU